GGCCGCGUCUAGGGGCGGGGGGCGCGCAGUGUGCGGGGCCGCCAUUGGCCGGGUGGUGGGGCCGGCGGCAUGGCGGCGGCGGGGAGCGGUGACUUCUCGGACCUGCGGGAGAUCAAGAAGCAGCUGCUGAGCGUGGCGGAGCGGAGCCGCGAGCGCGGGCUGCAGCACAGCGGGAAGUGGGCCUCCGAACUGGCCUUCGCCCUAGACCCGCUGCCGCUGAGCGAGCUGCCGCCUCCCCCGGCGCUCACCGAGGAGGAUGCUCGUGAUCUGGAUGCCUACACGUUAGCCAAGUCGUACUUCGAUCUAAAGGAAUAUGACAGGGCUGCCUAUUUCCUGCGGGGCUGCAAGAGUCAGAAGGCUUACUUCUUGUAUAUGUACUCCAGAUACCUGUCGGGGGAAAAGAAGAAGGAUGAUGAGACAGUGGAUAGUUUGGGACCUCUGGAAAAAGGACAGGUGAAAAAUGAAGCUCUACGAGAACUGAGAGUUGAGCUCAGCAAGAAACACAAGGCACGGGAACUGGAUGGAUUUGGCCUUUAUCUAUAUGGUGUCGUGCUGCGGAAGCUGGACCUGGUGAAAGAAGCAAUAGAUGUGUUCGUUGAAGCUGCUCAUGUCUUACCUUUGCACUGGGGAGCCUGGCUGGAACUUUGCAACUUGAUUACGGAUAAAGAGAUGUUGAAGUUCCUGUCCUUGCCAGACACAUGGAUGAAAGAGUUCUUUCUUGCACACAUUUAUACAGAGCUGCAGCUGAUAGAGGAGGCUCUGCAGAAGUAUCAGAGUCUCAUUGAUGCAGGAUUUUCCAAAAGCACUUACAUCAUCUCUCAGAUUGCAGUUGCCUACCAUAAUAUCCGAGAUAUUGACAAAGCUUUAUCCAUCUUCAAUGAGCUAAGGAAACAAGAUCCUUACAGGAUAGAAAACAUGGACACUUUCUCAAACUUGCUAUAUGUAAGGAGCAUGAAGCCUGAGUUGAGCUACCUGGCUCACAAUCUCUGUGAGAUAGACAAGUAUCGUGUUGAGACCUGCUGUGUAAUUGGGAAUUAUUAUAGCUUGCGUUCCCAGCAUGAAAAAGCAGCACUCUAUUUCCAGAGGGCCUUGAAAUUGAAUCCUCGUUAUCUGGGAGCCUGGACACUCAUGGGACAUGAGUAUAUGGAAAUGAAGAACACAUCUGCAGCUAUCCAGGCUUACAGACAUGCAAUAGAGGUGAACAAAAGGGACUACAGAGCAUGGUAUGGCUUGGGGCAAACCUAUGAAAUCCUCAAAAUGCCAUUUUACUGUCUCUAUUACUACCGACGGGCCCACCAGCUCAGACCAAAUGAUUCUCGUAUGCUGGUUGCUCUAGGAGAAUGCUAUGAGAAACUCAAUCAGUUGGUGGAAGCUAAAAAGUGCUAUUGGAGAGCUUAUGCUGUGGGAGAUGUGGAGAAGAUGGCACUGGUGAAACUAGCAAAGCUGCACGAACAGCUGAAUGAAUCUGAACAGGCAGCUCAGUGCUAUAUCAAAUACAUCCAGGAUAUCUAUUCCUGCGGGGAGCUGGUGGAGCAUGUGGAGGUCAGCACUGCCUUCCGCUACCUGGCCCAAUACUACUUCAAGUGUAAGCUCUGGGAUGAAGCCUCAGCAUGUGCUCAGAAGUGCUGUGCGUUCAAUGAUACUAGAGAAGAAGGAAAGGCCCUGCUGCGGCAGAUCUUACAGCUUCGCAACCAAGGAGAAACCUCAUCCACGGAUAUUGCUGCUCCCUUUUUCCUCCCUGCAUCAUUGUCAGCCAACAACACUCCCACACGUCGCGUCUCCCCACUCAAUCUGUCUUCUGUAACACCAUGAACAAUGCUGAUACUUCUAACCUCCACAUUGAAUGGGACAUUGCAGAUGGGGCUUGCAACCACUUAUUUCUUCCAGUGAAAUUUUCACAUGCAUUGUUGCCUUCACAUGAAGGGUCAGAGUUAUUAGAGCCCACAGCUGAAGACAGAUGUGCCCCAGCAGGCCAAGGCGCAGCCUAUGUGAAAGUGCCUACACUGAGACGUGAGAACCUGCUGUACUUCUCACCAAGUCAUUCCAGUCAGAGGGCAGAUGUGUUCCAAUAUACAGGACUACUCCUAACUGAGGGAUGGGGAAGAGCUUGUCUGCUUGAUUUAAAAUAUAGUUGAAGUUUUAUUCUGCCUUGUUACCUCUGGUCUUCACUGAACUUCUUUGGAUGACCUCUUAGUGGUAUCAUUGCUGUCUACAUUGGAAACUGUUACCUGCCUGGCUACUUAAAGACUUUUGCUUAUCUUGAACUACACAGAAGAUGUUCCACAAAAGCAGUAGAUAGAGGCACUUAUAUCUAAGUGCCAUGUCUAUGUUGAAGGACUGAGAAGUGUCAGAAGAAUUCCAAGUAGCCACAGGUGGCAGCUGUUUGCCAUUCUGUCUGUGGAUCUGACAGAUACUUUGGCUUUCAGUAGAAAAGCAGGCAGUGGGAUAGCACAAUUAAAAAAAAUAAUGGUUAAGUUAUUGUCCUUGGGCUUCUUUGUGGUGCAGCUUUCAUGUGUGCUGUAGCAAAUGAAAUUGGAUGAACUGUGAUGGAUCAUUUUGUUAAGGACUGCCACAUCUCGUGGACAGCGUGGUGCAGGGGAUUCCUCCCCUGCAGUCCUGCUGCUUGUCUGUGUUCACACAUCCAGCCAACAGUAAGGCUAAGUGUGAAUUUCAAAGAUGCACGCAUAUGCCCACGUACUGCAGACACAACCAGAAAUUAACAGGUUAAUGUAAAGAAGAGGACAGUGCCCUUAGAUGCACUUGCUUAAAACAGAAACCAUAGAAGUGUCCUGAUCCUGUUACUAUUGCUUAAAGUUUGCUAGAGGAACAUAUGUACAUGCUUUCAGUGACUUAACUCAAGUACAUAUUCACAUUCUCUGGUCUCUUCAGUUUCUGCCCAUGACCUUGAGUCUCUUUGAUAUCCAUGUCUGGACCUUGGGUCUCUUGUUCACUCUCAGCCCUGGACCUAGGCUAUCUACAGAUUUUGGGUUUUUACCGUUUGCUGGCUAGGCCCAGUUAGGGGUGCUAUUGGAACAUACGCGUAUGUACACAAACACAGUAAGGAGCACAAUGAUAAAGAAAACAGCCAGCAGUAGCGUUUGUUUAAUAAAACUAGAACACACCAUGGUGAUGAGUGGUAGGUCUCAUCCAGACAAAGGUUCCUGACCAGCCGCCCUACUUGCAUUCAGUUGAUAGCUGCUCUGCCUGCCCCAACAUGUCAACACUCAUUCCUGCCCGUUUUCCCAUGCUUGUUCCUCUGGGACCCAUCUUCACCCCCCCUUCGGGGGUCUGCGGUCAUUCCCCUAGACAUCCUAUGAUACGUUUUAUGUGGUCCCACAAUCCCCUUCAGGCAUCCUAAAAUAAAUUUGCCCUGGCCUGUGAGAACCUUCCUGAUAACCAGCCACAGUGCUAUUGGUUACAAAGCUCUUGGUUGAAUCUCCAGAGUUUGGGUGGUUCCUGUAAUGGCCUAUCAACCUGUGUCUUAGAGCGCUAGUGUUGGUUAUCUGCUGUUGGGCUUUAUGUAUCCACAUUCAUUGUCUUGUCUUUUACAUUGAGUAGCUGUUACCCAGAUAUCAAACAUGAGUUUGUUCACAACUUCACAGAGA
Molecule: messenger RNA, 3605 nt
Organism: Chroicocephalus ridibundus (black-headed gull)
Lineage: Eukaryota; Metazoa; Chordata; Aves; Charadriiformes; Laridae
Gene: CDC23
Product: cell division cycle 23
Exons: 16
Coding region: 70-1812 (580 amino acids)
Biological process (GO): positive regulation of mitotic metaphase/anaphase transition; protein ubiquitination; anaphase-promoting complex-dependent catabolic process
Cellular component (GO): anaphase-promoting complex
Molecular function (GO): protein binding
Source: RefSeq, a predicted model, not a curated record